AUGUGCAUCGAUUAUCAAGCACUCAACAAACAGACCAUUAUGAACCAGGUACCCUUAGCUAGAAUUGAUGAAGUAUGGGAUCAGGUAGGACGAUCGAAAUACUUUUCCACCAUUAAUCUAAGAUCUAGGUAUCAUCAAAUAACGUUGAGGGAUGCUCAUAUUCAAAAGACAGCAUUCCGGACUAGAUAUGGUCAAUACGAAUACCUAGUAACGCCCUUUAGAUUAACAGGUGCCCAGGAUGCUUCCAGACCCUCAUGA
This is a messenger RNA of Chondrus crispus (carragheen), 258 nucleotides long. RefSeq lists its product as hypothetical. NCBI's taxonomy places the organism in Eukaryota, Rhodophyta, Florideophyceae, Gigartinales, Gigartinaceae. The coding region runs from base 1 to 258 and encodes 85 amino acids. The record is from RefSeq and is a predicted model, not a curated record. The transcript has a single exon.